UUUCUGAAAUUGGUCGAGCCGUCGUUUUCCUCUUACCAACCUCCCCCGCGGCAAACACGUUUACACCAGCCAUUUUCUAGAAAUUUCCCGAGCGGGUCGGCCCCGUGGGUAAGAUUUCGAAGAAAGCCGCGUCGCAGAAGCAAACUCAAGGCUCAAUUGACUUGUUCCCCAAGAAUAAGCUCCCUCUUUUCAACGCAUAAAUACCAUCCCCACGCAUCAAUUCAUCCCAUAUUUCUUCUUUCAUCAAGAUUGGAGAUUGUUCCCGAACAGAUUGAGAAAACCAGAAGAUGGGGGAGAGAGGAAGCGAUCUUCUUGAUUUGGGCAGGCACUGCCAGUUCGAUGAAUGCCAUCAACUUGAUUUCCUCCCUUUCAAAUGUGAUGGAUGCAAGAAGGUUUUCUGUUUGGAGCACAGGACCUAUGGAUCCCACAAUUGCCCAAAAGCAGAGCGCAGGAGCAGAGAGGUGGUGAUAUGUGACGUGUGUUCGACAUCCAUUGAAAUAACGGAAGAGAACAAGAAAACCAUUGCUGCUAGUGGACAAAGUAAUGGCAAUCAAGAGAUGGAAGUACUGUUGAAGAUGGUGAUGGAGAAACACAAGGCUUCGGGCAGGUGUGAUCCUCGCCUGAAGCAGAAGCCCAGGUGUCCAAUAAAAGGGUGCAAGGAGAUAUUGACCUUCUCUAAUGCAAUCACUUGUAGGACAUGUGAGAAGAAGACGUGUCUGAAGCAUAGGUUUCCUGCAGACCAUGGUUGCACAUCAGGAAAACGUGUGAAUGUUACAAGAUCCAAGCUUGUGAUGCCAUCAUUUUUUUCAAAGGCGGGAAAGGAAUGUGGGAUUGAGAGCAAUAAACAUUCUAGUGCUAGAGCUUCUGCCUCUUCAUCAUCAUCUUCUUCUUCUGUAAAAGUGAAAUAGAAUAAUAGAUGAGUGGUCUGUUAACCCGCAAAAGCUCUGGUCAAAUUGCCAAGUUGAAGGUCAUCUCUUGAACCAUAAUCUAGCCUUGGCCUGAUUUUAUUGUUUUGUUUGUCGUUCAAGAUUCAGCGUUGCUUGUGGAUGCUACAAUUGCCGAUUAAGGAUCGAUUUUGCUUGUAAUACAGACUAUAUAGUUCCGAAGGAAUCUUUUACUUGGUUCUA
Nymphaea colorata (pocket water lily) is the source of this 1127-nucleotide messenger RNA. Its product is annotated as zinc finger AN1 domain-containing stress-associated protein 12. Bases 288 to 908 code for a protein of 206 amino acids. The record is from RefSeq and is a predicted model, not a curated record. Lineage: Eukaryota; Viridiplantae; Streptophyta; Magnoliopsida; Nymphaeales; Nymphaeaceae. The transcript is spliced from 2 exons. Gene Ontology annotation, cellular component: cytoplasm. Gene Ontology annotation, molecular function: zinc ion binding.